AUGGACGGCAGCGGGCCCUUCAGCUGCCCCAUCUGCCUGGAGCCGCUCCGAGAGCCGGUGACACUGCCCUGCGGACACAACUUCUGCCUGGCCUGUCUGGGCGCGCUCUGGCCGCACCGCGGCGCCGGGGGCACAGGCGGGUCCGGGGGCACGGCGCGCUGCCCGCUGUGCCAGGAGCCCUUCCCCGACGGCCUGCAGCUUCGCAAGAACCACACGCUGUCGGAGCUGCUGCAGCUCCGCCAGGGCUCGGGGCCCAGCAAGGGUCCGGGCCCUGAGCCCUCGGCGCCCAAUACGCCGGAGCCCUCGGCCCCGUGCGCUCCGGAGCCAUGGCCCGCCGCCCCGGAGCCCGUGCCCUGCGACGCCUGCCCCGAGGGCGCCGCCCUGCCGGCCGCGCUCUCCUGCCUCUCCUGCCUCGCCUCCUUCUGCCCCGCGCACCUGGGCCCGCACGAGCGCAGCCCCGCGCUGCGCGGACACCGCCUGGUGCCGCCGCUGCGCCGGCUGGAGGAGAGCCUGUGCCCGCGUCACCUGCGGCCGCUGGAGCACUACUGCCGCGCCGAGCGCGUGUGCCUGUGCCAGGCCUGCGCCGCCCAGGAGCACCGCGGCCACGAGCUCGUGCCGCUGGAGCAGGAGCGCGCGCUCCAGGAGGCCGAGCAGCCCAAGGUCCUGAGUGCGGUGGAGGACUGCAUGGAUGAGCUGGGUGCUGGCAUUGCCCAGUCCCGGCGCACCGUAGCCCUCAUCAAGAGCGCGGCUGUGGCAGAGCGGGAGAGGGUGAGCCGGCUGUGCGCAGAGGCUGUGGCCACCCUGCAGAGGUUCCAGGCUGAGGUGUUGGGCUUCAUUGAUGAAGGGGAGGCCGUGAUGCUGGGCCGCUCCCAGGACGACCUGCGUCGGCAGGAGGGACAGCGAAGCCGGCUGAGCAAAGCUCGCCACAACCUCAGCCAGGUCCCUGAGGCCGACUCGGUCAGCUAUCUGCAGGAGCUCCUGGCACUGCGGUUGGCGCUGGAGGAGGGGUGCAGCCCUGGGCCAGGCCCCCCAAAAGAGCUCAGCUUCACCAAGUCGUCCCAGGCCGUCCGGGCAGUGAAGGAGCUGCUGGCCACCGCCUGCACCAGCCAGUGGGAGCAGCUGCGGGGGCUGGAGAGUGACGAGGGCGGCCUGCAGAAGCUCGGGGCUGAAGCUGAGGCUGAUCUCCAGGACCCCGACAGCACCGGCCACCCCGAGAAUGAGGCUCCCCGAGAUUAUUUCCUCAAAUUUGCCUACAUCGUGGACCUGGACAGUGACACAGCGGAUAAAUUCCUCCAGCUGUUUGGGACCAAAGGGGUGAAGAGAGUGCUCUGCCCCAUCAACUACCCCGAGUCGCCCACCCGCUUCACCCACUGUGAGCAGGUGCUGGGCGAGGGCGCCCUGGACCGGGGCACCUACUACUGGGAGGUGGAGAUCAUCGAGGGCUGGGUCAGCGUGGGGGUCAUGGCCGAAGACUUCUCCACCAAAGAGCCCUACGACCGGGGCCGGCUGGGCCGCAACCCCUCCUCCUGCUGCCUGCAGUGGAACGGCCGCCACUUCUCCGUCUGGUUCCACGGGCUGGAGGCCCCCCUACCGCAGCCCUUCUCGCCCACCGUGGGCAUCUGCCUGGAAUACGCCGACCGAGCACUGGCGUUCUACGCCGUGCGCGACGGCAAGAUGAGCCUCCUGCGGAGGCUAAAGGCCUCCAGACCCCGCCGCAGCGGUGCCCCUGCCUCGCCCACUGACCCUUUCCAGAGCCGCCUGGACAGCCACUUCGCUGGGCUGUUCGCCCACAGGCUCAAGCCCGCCUUCUUCCUGGAGAGUGUGGACGCCCAUCUACAGAUCGGGCCCCUCAAGAAGUCCUGCAUAUCCGUGCUGAAGAGACGGUGAUGCAGGGCCUCCUCCCAGCGCCAGAAGCUUCCUCCUCUGGGUCCAGUCACCACCCCCAGCCUUCUUGCCUCUAGAGGCCCCCACCUGUGUGCAUCUGGCCUUCCACAUCUCAGGAAGAGGCUCCUCAGGGCCCUGGGGGAGAGGGCCACAACGGGGACAGGCCUGGGCUCCCCCAACCCGCAGUGUAGAGGGCGCUCAAUAAACGUGUUUGACUGAC
Molecule: messenger RNA, 2104 nt
Organism: Echinops telfairi (small Madagascar hedgehog)
Lineage: Eukaryota; Metazoa; Chordata; Mammalia; Afrosoricida; Tenrecidae
Product: E3 ubiquitin-protein ligase TRIM47
Exons: 6
Coding region: 1-1887 (628 amino acids)
Molecular function (GO): protein binding; zinc ion binding
Source: RefSeq, a predicted model, not a curated record